Messenger RNA from Manis javanica (Malayan pangolin), 827 nucleotides. RefSeq names its product succinate dehydrogenase complex assembly factor 4 (gene SDHAF4). Gene Ontology annotation, cellular component: mitochondrion. Gene Ontology annotation, biological process: mitochondrial respiratory chain complex II assembly. Lineage: Eukaryota; Metazoa; Chordata; Mammalia; Pholidota; Manidae. The record is from RefSeq and is a predicted model, not a curated record.
AUGCCACGGACCACGCCCUCCUCAGAACACACGCAGGCCCCGCCUCCGCCGCAGCCCAGCCCCACCGGCCACACGCAGCCCCUGCCCUUGCCACAGGCCACGCCCUCAUCAGGCCACACGGAGGCCCCGCCCCCGCCGCAGCCCCAACCCCGUACGUGGACUCGGACGGCGGCCACCUCCCCGCGCAGGGCUGCCGCGGACAUUGCGGAAGUCGGCGCCAUGACCGGGUCGUCGCUCGUCCGGGUGCUCGGCCGCGUUCCGGCCGCAGCGUGGAGAGCGGCAAGAUCACCCCUUCUGUGUAAUUCUUUGAGGGAAAUGAGUUCUCAAGGAGAAAAAUCUAAGCCUGUCAACCAAUCCCUUAAGAAGCCAAAGUUACCAGAAGGUCGUCUGGAUGCACCGGAAGAUGCCAGUUUAGAGAAAGAACCACUGACAAAAUUUCCAGAUGAUAUUAAUCCUGUUACCAAAGAAAAAGGUGGACCCAGGGGCCCAGAACCUACCCGAUAUGGAGAUUGGGAACGAAAAGGACGCUGUAUUGAUUUUUAAGUUACAUGGUCUCUAACUUCAGUAUCUUUUUCUGAAUAUACUGAAAUGUACAUUAUUUAUACUGAAAUGCAUAAUUUUUUUCUGAUUAUUUUCUUUAUAUCCUUUAAGUCAUCUAAUUCCUAUAAUCGUUUAAAAGGGAAAAUAUUUCUACAUUAGCACAUUAAUUUUAAUUUAUAUAUAUAUUAGGAUAUAUAAGUGAUGACAUCUGCCGACUUAUUUCAUCAUGUUUCAGUUUAAUCAGUUGCUUGUAAAAUGCAAAUAUAAAUAAAACAACUUAAAAAAAA